Molecule: messenger RNA, 2184 nt
Organism: Kwoniella shivajii
Lineage: Eukaryota; Fungi; Basidiomycota; Tremellomycetes; Tremellales; Cryptococcaceae
Exons: 12
Coding region: 1-2184 (727 amino acids)
Biological process (GO): phosphatidylinositol dephosphorylation
Cellular component (GO): endoplasmic reticulum
Molecular function (GO): phosphatidylinositol-4-phosphate phosphatase activity
Source: RefSeq, a predicted model, not a curated record
AUGACCGCUUUCAAUACUCUGCCGCUCCAUGAGACUCUCAACCUGUAUGUCUCCCCUACAGCUUAUGUCUUUGAACCAGCUUCAUCUUCAUCUGGGGCACACGGAUUCGAUGGACCCGCUUUUAUCAAUGAGAAAGAUUCAAGGGAGAGCUUGUACGUUGAUAGAAGGACAGGUAGGAUGAGCUUGAAUGAAACAUCCCAAAUACCCUUUGGCAAAGAAAAAGUUAUAACAUGCUAUGGUAUAAUCGGAGUUCUGAGUCUUGCUACAACCGACUUCUUAUUAAUUAUAACAUCAAGAACACCAUCAUGUAGAUUAUUAUCACAACCAAUCUACUUAGCAACAGAUUUCAGAUUAUUACCUUUAUCACCUUUAUCAACUUCAGCUACGAUAUUAGAUCAUCCAGUUGAGAAAGAAUUGAUAUCACUCGUUGAACAGGGGUUAAAAUCCGGUAGAUUAUGGUUCUCUUAUGGAUGGGAUUUAACCAAUACCUUACAAAGGCAAAAAGAAUUGGAAGAUCAAGAUCAGAGUAAUGAUACGAAUGAUCGGCCAAUGCCACUCUGGAAAAGAGCAGAUGAAAGAUUCUUUUGGAAUAGAUACCUAAUGGGUAAAAUGAUUGAUUUAACUGAGAAUGGUGGUGUCGAUUUGGGCAGGUUCAUCUUGCCUGUCAUGUAUGGAUCUGUCGAAUUACGAUCAACCUCGAUCCACUCUCGGGAUUUACUCUUCCUGCUGAUUUCGCGAAGAUCAAGACACCGUGCGGGUACAAGAUAUUUCUCGAGAGGUUUGAAUUCUCAAGGAUACGUUUCUAAUUUCAACGAGACAGAACAGAUAGUUCUCUUUGAUCCAUUACCUGAGAACGGCGAACAGAUAAGAAGAGGUAGAGUUGACGGUAGAGAACGAUUGAGUUUCGUUCAAACUAGAGGAAGUGUUCCUCUUUUCUGGGCUGAAGUCAAUAAUUUAAGAUAUAAACCGGAUUUGCAAAUUAUGGAUUAUACAGAGACUCCAAACGCACUAGCUAACCACCUCCAUUCAUUGAUAAAUAUAUACGGUCACGUUCAUCUAGUCAAUUUGGUAAAUCAAAAAGGACACGAACAACCAGUCAAAGAAGCAUUCGAGAAAUACAUUUCAAUGGUGUCUUCAUCCGAUCCAAUAAUAUCUGAAAAAGCUCAUUAUCUGUAUUUCGAUUUUCAUCACGAAUGUCGUAAAUUAAGAUUCGAUAAAAUUCAAUUAUUAAUUGAUAGAUUAGAAAAUGAUUUGAAUUCAAUGGGAUGGUUCCAUUCUAUAAAUCCCUCUUCUUCACAAUAUGGUCAACCACAACACCAUUCAACCUUUCAACAUCAACAGCAACAACAAACUUCUAAGAAUGACACGGUUAUAUUAAGCAAACAAGGUGGUGUCAUUAGAUCAAAUUGUAUGGAUUGUUUAGACAGAACGAAUGUGGCUCAAUCAGCUUUAGGUAGAUGGGCUUUGAACAAACAACUUGUAAUGGCAGGUGUAUUAAGUCCGAAAGAAUCAGUUGAGGAUCAUGAUGAAUUCAUGAACAUGUUUAGAAAUGUAUGGGCAGAUCACGGUGACACCGUCUCAAGAGCGUACGCCGGCACAGGAGCGUUAAAAGCGGAUUACACCCGAACAGGUAAAAGAUCAAAAGAAGGGAUGUUGCAAGAUGGUUAUAAGAGUGUGAUGAGGUAUAUCAGAAACAACUUCUUCGAUGGUGACAGGCAAGACGCUUUCGAUAUCCUCACCGGUGCUUGGGUAGCAAGACGAGGAGGGAUCCCUCCGUUAACAGAUACAAGACCUUUACUCAUGAGAGCUAUGCCUUAUGUGCUCGCUUUCGCAGUCACCAUGAUCUUGGCAGCUUUGACAUUACCACGAACAAGUGAUUUAUCCAUUUACUCGUUCUUGGUGCUCUGGGUAUUCUUGGCCUUCUUCUCUUCCUCUUACAUCUGGGGCAAUGGAACAUCAUACGUAUCGUGGCCAAGACUAAACCCGCCUCUCGAAGUGUUAUCGUGGAAUGGUCCCGGAGCUAGAUCUGCUGCUCGUGGAAGAGGUCUAUCAUUAGCUAAUGUCGUACCCAUAUUCAAUAAGAAAACCUCGUCAUCUACAAAUACUGGGCUCGGAAGUAGACCAGCUGCUUAUAAGAUGGAAGAAGUUGAAUUGGGUAAAAGAAAAGGUGCAUUGAUUGAUUAA